Molecule: messenger RNA, 1336 nt
Organism: Dermatophagoides farinae (American house dust mite)
Lineage: Eukaryota; Metazoa; Arthropoda; Arachnida; Sarcoptiformes; Pyroglyphidae
Product: 3-oxoacyl-[acyl-carrier-protein] reductase FabG
Source: RefSeq, a predicted model, not a curated record
AUCGUCAUUGCCUUGAAAAAACAAAAUGAAAUAUCGAAAUGUCCCCAGAUUUCAAAAUAUGGAAAUUUUUUGAAAUAAAAAUUAUCUAAUCCUUGCAAGUGCGGUGUAAAUGUUUUUGAUUGGUGAGUGUGUUAUAUUCGGGGUUAUAUAAACACUUAACAUUACUUAUUGUGUCCAUUGUUUUGUGAUGAUUCUUGUUCCUUAUUAUUAAUGGUUAUUUGUUGUUUUUUUUUGCAGCAAAGAAAAAAUAACAAAAUUCACAAAAUGUCAAUAAAAUUUGAUUAUUCAAAUAAAGUUGUAUUGGUAACCGGUUCAAGUUCAGGUAUCGGUGAAAGUAUUGCAAAACGUUUUGCACAAUUAGGUGCAAUGAUUGUCAUCACUGGUCGUUCACGUGAAAAUGUCAAUCGUGUAUCGAAUGAAUGUCAACAAUUAUCACCAAAAAAAUUGAAACCAUUAGAAGUGAUUGCCGAUAUUACCAUUGAUGAUGAUGCCAAACGUUUGAUACAAUCAACAAUUCAAAUGUUUGGACGAUUAGAUUUAUUGAUCAAUAAUGCUGGCUAUGCACAGAUUACAUCGAUAUUUGAUCCAAAAUCAUUGGAUACAUUCGAUAAGGUGAUGCGAUUAGAUGUUCGUGCUACAAUCAAUCUAACAUUGAUGGCUGCGCCAUAUCUGGAACAAACACGUGGAAAUAUUAUCAAUAUUUCAAGUGUUUGUGGUACAAAACCGUUAGUAGGAUUUUAUGGAUAUUGUAUGGCCAAAGCAGCGAUCGAUAUGUUUACCCGUGUGAGUGCAUUAGAACUUGGUCCAAAAGGAAUUCGAGUAAAUUGUGUAGAUCCGGGUGGUGUUCGUACGAAUUUCUUGAAUGCAAUCGGUCUUAAUGCAGAACAAGUGGCUCAACAAGAAGAAUUUUUACGGCGAUCAUCACCCAUCGGAAUAAUUGGUGAACCGAAUGAUGUAGCAGAUUUGGUUGUCUAUGUUGGCUCGGAAUAUGCUAAAUUUAUGACCGGCAGUUGUUUGCUCAUCGAUGGUGGUGCUUUAUACAGUGCACUUGCAUUGGCUACUUCAUCAUGAUUCUAUUUCGAAAUUGAUGAUGAUGAUGAUCAAAAUUCUCUUGUUUAUUUUUUAAAAAUCGUUUCGUUUACUUUAUUAUCGACAUAUAUGAUGAAUGAUGAUGAUGAUGAUUCGAACAGUAAAUAAAUUCAAAAUUCAAAAUAAACAAACUGCAGUGCUUCCAUCUAUUAAAUUCAAAAGUACAAAGUGAACAUCGGUUGUAUUUAUAAGCACAAGACGGCGCUUUAUGUUUUGAUAUAGAAUAAAAUAAAAUUCAAAUUUAUUA